This is a messenger RNA of Torulaspora delbrueckii, 1473 nucleotides long. It is a transcript of the gene MMR1, whose product is annotated as Mmr1p. Bases 1 to 1473 code for a protein of 490 amino acids. The transcript has a single exon. NCBI's taxonomy places the organism in Eukaryota, Fungi, Ascomycota, Saccharomycetes, Saccharomycetales, Saccharomycetaceae. The record is from RefSeq and is a predicted model, not a curated record.
AUGAACUCGCCGCCUUUGAAACCAGAGCAGUUGUCCCCCACAUUGUCACCUAUGGCAUUUAGUCUCGAUGAUCCGAGCAAUGGCAAUGGGUUUUCGCAUUUGCUUGCGUCACCAACUAAGCUUAAAUUGGAUAGCGGUUGUGGUGGUCCUAAUAUGAACAAUAAUGGAGGAUCAAAUGGUCACUCGUUAAUAUAUCGAACUUCACUCUCCAAACUGAGUGAAUUAUCCCGAACAGGGAGAUCGAGGCAAAGGAGUAAUUCAGAUACAUUACGUUCAAAUUCCCCCAUACGGUUCCAACUCUUCAACAAUGCUCCGAAGAUGUUAAAACCGGAAUAUAUGUCCCAGCAACCUUCUACAUUACCCUUGCUGUCGACUCUAAUGAAACAGUCUGCCACUGGUAUGGCAUCUAAUUCGAAUAAAGAAGCAAAAAAUCAUCAAGCAGAGAUUGCCACGAGAGCUGGCAUAAGAGAGACUUUGAAAAAAUAUCAGGAUCAACAACUGCAACUAAGCAAGCAAACCGAUGAAUCAAAGCAACAGCGGCAGGUUGACGCAAAGGUUGAACAGCAGCCUAAAGUUCCAGAAGCCAUGAUUCAACCUGUCCCUGAAAGGAAUAUCUCGGAAUCUGCAAGCGCUAUUAGUGGCAUGACGUUAUGUGAUAAACAGCGAGAUCCAGAUGAGACGAUGAAAGUUAAAGCAACCACCCCCAAACCGAAUGAAGAAGAAGUUAGAGUGAUAUCAAGCUCUUCUUUAGUAUCAUCGGCGGUAUCCAUUGAUUUCAACAAUCUACCUAAGGAAUUGGACCUAGAUGCUCUUGCCUCAGACAAGAAUGGAUUUGUCCAAUCGGAUGAUUUCAAGAGGUGUAGUUUCAUAUCAUCUACUUCGACCGACUAUGAUGCUGAUUGGUAUAAUAAUCAGCCAGUUAUAACUCACGAAGAGACCGCAAAACUGGACCACAGGAUCAAACAGCUAGAGUUGGAGAUUGAAGAAAUGAAAUUACAGAAUGAAAAAUUGAUUCAAUCCAUAACUACUAGCAGAACUGUCGAAGACAUUUUUGUUUACGAUGCAAUUCACGAAAUCAAAUCCUCUAGGCAAGAAGCCCAAAGAGGUGUACAAAGAAAGGUUAUGCAGUUGGAGAAGAAAGUAGAAAACUACAGGAAAGUGAUGAAGACCUUGGGUGAUUCUCCCAUUAAAAAAGCAGCUUCGAAGGAUAAACGCUCUACGUAUCCAAUGGGAGAGAAUCCUCAGAUAAGCACAUUAAGGAAAAGAAUAUCUCGUAUAUCAAGCACGGAAUUAAGACAAAUAGAGGAGCAAGGAUCUUCUUCUUCUUCAGAUGAUGAGAAGGAAAUACAACAGCACGAACCUAAUCACGACGAUACGCCACUCUUACGACCUCAACAGGAUGCUUCUUUAAGUUUUAGAAGGAAAGCAGGUUUCCAACUAAACAUUCAAGUUGAACCAUUGGGGGAAUCAUGA